Molecule: messenger RNA, 339 nt
Organism: Thlaspi arvense
Lineage: Eukaryota; Viridiplantae; Streptophyta; Magnoliopsida; Brassicales; Brassicaceae
Source: the annotation of a GenBank genome assembly
AAAUGGUCUCUUGGAUUCUCCUCCAUUCCCUUCCUUUCUUCUCCGUCAAUUUAAGCUUUCCGACAUCGAAACACUGAAGCGUUUUAGCGGUUCUUGUCGGAAUGUGACGAGGAGGAGUUUCUCCGUUCAAUUGCUGGGCUUGACAAGAGAGAAAGAGAAAAGAUUUGUGCUGCGUCAAUGGAGAAUGAUUACGCCACGAGGCUCAUUGAAGUUAGCCUGCUUGUAUUCUUCACCAAUCGCACCGAAUUGAAGGGUAAGGUUGAGGAAUAUGGGGAUUACUUGCAACCGUUUCCUGUGUGUUCCACUAUGAAAAGACAAAACAAAAGAUUGAUUGAUUAG